AUGAAGCUUCUCAAAGCACUGGUUGACAGAUUGCUGUGUUGGAUAUAUGAGCAUUUUCCCAGUGUUCAUGAUAGUGUGACUGAUGAUGGCUAUGCCGAGAUGUCACCACGUGCCUACCGGUGGCUUACUAUGAAGGCUUAUAUGAAGGGAUUAACAGCAUCGACGUACCGGACACGUAUAGAUGCACUGAAGAUCACUGACAUGGGGUCCCAUUGUGGUCACACUUCGACCAGAGAGGGUGGUGCGAUAGUUUCGCUUCAAACCAUCCCUCCACCGCCUAUUAGUGCCUCCUUGUCAUAUGAGGAUAUCGACGACAGGUGGAUGCAUUACUCGGACCAUCUAGCAGCUGCGGGACAUAUUUGUCUUGUUCCUGGGAAGUGUUCAAGAGAUUACAUGGAGUGGUUCUUUGAGAUAUCUCAUCCGUUCAUCACACCCACACAGGCAGCUGAUCAACCCAGACAUCCACCUGUCCCACAACAUGAGGCAUACGUGGAGCCAAAUAUCACGGAGAUCCCAGUGGCAACAGGAGCUAGACCGUCACUGGCAGCUGAUCCCCCCAGACAUGCAAUGGAUGCUUGUGAAGCGAUUAUAGAAAGGUUGGGGCGUGUGCUCAACCUAAGGAUGGUCACUGAAGGCACAAAGUAA
This is a messenger RNA of Glycine soja, 645 nucleotides long. RefSeq lists its product as uncharacterized. NCBI's taxonomy places the organism in Eukaryota, Viridiplantae, Streptophyta, Magnoliopsida, Fabales, Fabaceae. The coding region runs from base 1 to 645 and encodes 214 amino acids. The record is from RefSeq and is a predicted model, not a curated record. The transcript is spliced from 4 exons.